This is a messenger RNA of Spea bombifrons (plains spadefoot toad), 1363 nucleotides long. RefSeq names its product phosphoseryl-tRNA kinase (gene PSTK). The coding region runs from base 63 to 1136 and encodes 357 amino acids. The record is from RefSeq and is a predicted model, not a curated record. The transcript is spliced from 6 exons. Gene Ontology annotation, molecular function: tRNA binding; kinase activity. NCBI's taxonomy places the organism in Eukaryota, Metazoa, Chordata, Amphibia, Anura, Pelobatidae.
GCAGCAAGACGGCGCUUGCGCGUGUUUACUAAGCGGCUGUGUUGGUGUGUGAGCCCGGGCGUAUGCGGCGGCUUGCGAUAUGUCUCCUCUGCGGGCUCCCUGGUUCCGGAAAGUCGACUUUAGCGCGGUCUCUGGAAAAACACUGGCUCAGCGAGUCGGUUUUUGUUAUCACGUACGAUGACGUAAUCACGGCUGACUCGUUUGCAGAGGGGCCCCGCAGAGCCCUCGGCGAGUCUCGCGAGAUUUCUAGCUUGUCGGCGGAACCCGAGAGAGACGAGACUUCUGUCUGGAAGCAGCACCGUCAGCACAUCUUAGGCUACCUCGAGCAUCUUAUUGUGGCCGUUCUUAACUCUUCUGGUUUAGUAUGUCCCGAAAGUAGAUCAGAGGAAACGUGGCAUCGGUUCGUUGAUUGUCUGGCACGUCAAGGCUUAGUAUCUCCUGCAAGGUUGGAUGAUGGUUCUCCGUGCCACAUUACAAAUAUCCCCGAAAACAAUGCUACUUGCCUUGUGCUGGAUGAUAAUUUUUAUUACCAGAGUAUGCGGUAUGAAGUUUAUCAACUGGCGUGCAAAUAUUCAUUAGGUUUCUGCCAGAUCUACUUACAGUGUCCUGUAGAGUGCUGCCUGAUGAGGAAUAGAAGCAGAGCUGUUCCUGUGCCAGACCAAACCAUUUGGCUUAUGGAGAAAAAAAUGGAGAUUCCAAAUCCAAGGAAAAACACAUGGGAGCAAAACAGCUUGGUCCUUGACAGCUCGGCUCUGACGGAAGAGAAUCCAGGAAUUUCUGACCUGCUGAAAGAAGCUGUUGAAAACCCUUUAAGGCCACUACAAGAAGACUCUAAGGACAAGGACAAGGACCGAGCUGUCUGCGCAGCCAACAUUCUCCAUCAGGCAGACCAGAGUCUUCGAAGAUCGAUUUCCGAGACCAUGCAGUCAGUGAAAGGCACAAUUUCUGUGCAGGAAAUGAAGCUCGUAGCACAGGAGCUGCACGGUGCAAAAUCCAGACUUCUGGAGCAACUGAAGCAAAGUAUGUCACAAAAGGAACUGCUGGCAUUUGGGGCACACACAGCUAACGAUACACUUUUCUUGUUUAAAGAACAGACAGAACACAUUGUAUAUCCAUAUUUGUGUAAAGCCACAUGAAUUGUUCAACGAUCCACAACACUGUUAUGUGUUCCAAGGCAUUCCCUCUCCGUACCUGGGUUUAAGUAGAUAAAGCAGUAAGGUGGGAAAUGAAUAGAGUAACAGCGUCUAUAAAGGAUACUAUUUAAAACAUACAUUUAUCUGUGAAAAGCUGCACAUAUCUUAAACGCACUUUUACAUUUUAAUGUUUAAGAGUAAAAGUUAUAUUUUUUGAUGGCGUUCCUUUA